Messenger RNA from Phytophthora nicotianae INRA-310, 756 nucleotides. RefSeq lists its product as hypothetical. The transcript has 3 exons. Lineage: Eukaryota; Oomycota; Peronosporomycetes; Peronosporales; Peronosporaceae. The record is from RefSeq and is a predicted model, not a curated record. The coding region runs from base 1 to 756 and encodes 251 amino acids.
AUGGAGUUUCCUUUGCUACUACGCGUAAAGCUAGCACGUUCACCCAAGUUUGAACCCCUCCCGCACGUCCUCCAGAUCGUCAACGAUCUACUCCUACCGAGAACACUAGACGGUGCUAUCUACAACGAUCUCCAUAGACUGGCCAAAGACUACGAAGCUGUUCUUCCGUGUACUGUUGGAGCUAUGGACGGCGCUGCUGCCAAAGGGCGACUCGAUAUUCUCCAAAGACUGCAAAAUACUCGAAGUGAAGGCUGCUCAUCCGCCGCAUUCGUCGGUGCGGCAGCUCACGCUCAUCUGGAGGUGCUGUGGUGGCUCAAUGAGUUCUAUGCCAGAUUGGCCCGGCCACAAGACAUGGUCAGAGCCGCCGCUGAAAACGGUCACGUUCGCGUGCGCCGUCUACAACGAGCUGCACCGCGUGCUCCGUGUCUACCAACACUCUCGUCCACACACACAACCAACGCUAUGGACGGCGCCGCAGCUCUCGGAAAGUUGGACCUCCUCAAACGAUUACAUUCCAACAUACCAGAGGACUGCUCCAAUGCUGCCUUCGUCAAUGCAGCGGCCAACCGCCACCUUAAUGUACUCGAGUGGCUCUAUGAAUUCUACCUGCAGAGGGCUAACCCAGCCGAGGAAAUUAUUAGAGCUGCUGAAUGUGGUUAUAUGGACAUCGUAAGGUUCUUGAACCGAAAUUCUGGAGCAGCUUUCGCACCGACCGUACUGUAUGAGGAAAGCUCUGUUGGCAGCAGCAGAGAAUGA